AUGGAUACGAGAGUGCAAGCUCCUGCCCCGAUGGAAGCGUAUUGGAAGGAACGAUUCGAUCCGAUUCUUGCUUUUCCUCAUGAUUUAAUCCGCGACACCUUAGCAGGGACGAUCAGCGUCGACCAAAUUGAGGACUUUCUGAAUAAGGGACAAUUGGUUUCGGAAAUCGAAAGUAGUCGUGGUACAACUACUUCGAUCGGCUCUGGAGGAAGCCAAAAAAGCAGCAAGAGAACCGCCUCCAAAC
Molecule: messenger RNA, 244 nt
Organism: Amoebophrya sp. A25
Lineage: Eukaryota; Dinophyceae; Syndiniales; Amoebophryaceae
Source: the annotation of a GenBank genome assembly